Messenger RNA from Penicillium verhagenii, 1476 nucleotides. RefSeq lists its product as uncharacterized. The coding region runs from base 1 to 1476 and encodes 491 amino acids. Lineage: Eukaryota; Fungi; Ascomycota; Eurotiomycetes; Eurotiales; Aspergillaceae. The transcript has 5 exons. The record is from RefSeq and is a predicted model, not a curated record.
AUGUCGAAAGAACUACCGUUCAGUGCGGUGCGAGCUAGGCCUCAUGAUCGCUGGUCCCCUCGCAAUCUGGCAUGGAUUAUAGCUGGCGCUGGCUUGCUAGCUACAAGCUACAACUUUUUUCGACCCUCAUUUUCUCUUGGGAGCCAAAAAAAGCUCUACGCCGGGCAAAGUGUGUGGAAUGACGCGGACAACCCCGCACGCGUGAAAAACUUCCGUCAAUGCGCGAUAGACAAUCUUCUGCAGACAGGACUUCCGUUCAUGGAAAAUGUCAAACCCAUCACCGUCAAGGAUUUUGUAGAGCGACGAGACCGAUUGGCGCGAGCUCUGGUUGCUGAGGGAGCUGAUGCAUUUGUGGUGGAACCUGGGUAUACAUUCAAAUAUUAUGGCAAUGUGAGCCAGCCCGAGUGGGAAGUGUGGGAGCCCGAAGAGCGUCCUUUCCUCAUGGUAGUCCGCCCAUUUCACGACGAGGCCACAGGAGAAGUCAAAGCGAACACCACAUUUCUCUGUCCAUCUUUCGAGGCCGAACGCGCCCGUCUACUUGGAAUGCCCUUCCCUGAAGAAAUAUCAAUUGUUCCGUGGGAGGAGCACUGGGAUCCAUAUGCCAUUCUGCGGCAAUCCGAUGUGUUCUUUGGCCUUCGACGACCCGCACGCCUGAUGGUGGACGAAGAAAUGCGAGACUUCAUCCAGCGCGGGCUGGGAUCUGCCGGAUUUGAGGUAGUCGGUCUACAAGGCCAGGUUGAGGAAGUGCGGCAGAUCAAAACUUCUAGUGAAGUCGACAUUCUGCGCGCUGUCAAUACCGGGACUGUGGAAGCGGUGCGACAGAUGAGAAAAUGCCUGUACCCCGGUUUGACGGAAAAUGAGAUAGCUGCUGCUCUUGACGAUGCUCUCCGAGCGGCUGGAAUGGAUCCCUUCUUCGAUAUUGUGCUCUUCGAUGAAAAUGCUUCCAACCCGCAUGGUGGAACAAAUGGAUCAAAGGUUUUGGAGCCCGAGACCUUGGUUUUGAUCGACGUCGGUGCACAUCUUUACGGAUACUCCUCCGAUAUCUGUCGCACUUUCUUUCCUCCGUUCUUGCAGAAACCCUCCAAGGGUGAUGUGCUUUCCCCGCGCAUGACUGAGAAGCUGAAGGCAAGCCACUCCGUUUGGGAUAUCGUUUUCGAGGCUCAAACUCGCUCAAUUGAACAAAUGCGUGAGAAUGCGACAGCGGCAAGUGUGGAUAUUGCUGCACGCGACAUCAUCAGCCAUGCUGGUUAUGGUGAAGCUUUUACUCAUCGUGUCGGGCACGCUCACGAAAGCCCGUAUCUGAACAAGGGGAAUACCGCGAACUUGUUGAAAACCGGCAUGACUUUCACCUCGGAGCCUGGUAUCUACUUGGUGGAUAAGUUCGGGGUGAGGCAUGAAGAUAUACUUCUUGUUCGGGGAGAUGAAAGUCCCGAGCUCCUGACAGGAAGUCGGGCCCUGGGGCCUUGGGAGCCAUGA